CGGGACCAUCUUUCCGCGGGUACAAUACCUUGACAUCUCCUGCAGCCCAGCCCGGCGGUUCUUCAUGCUUUUGCCGCGCACACAAUCGGCCCUCAUCCCUGGAAAGAAGGAAAAAAAGUCUCCAAUCUUCAACACAGUGAGAGAGAGUUGAAAUCAGAUGACAUAAAUUUCCCAUCUCUUCCACCUCCGACGUCCAGAACUAUUUCUUACCAGUUUGAUCUGAAACUAGGGUUUUCUAAUUUGAUUCGGAAGUUCCCCUUGGGCUUUCACAAGACAGGACAGGUUUAAGAACAGGUGAAGACUGAAGCACAGGCUUCAAUAUCUGGGAUGGGAAAGGGCUCGAAGAGCUGUGUGGGCAAGUCUGCAUCUUAUCAGCUAUUCAAGGACAGGGCUAAGAACCGGGUGGAUGAUCUGCAAGGGAUGUUCACUGAUCUGCAAUCCUUGAGGAAAGAGAGCCGUACUUCUGAAGUGUCAGUGCUCGAGGAACAGCUUAACCAGAUUCUUCGCGAGUGGAAGGCCGAGCUCAAUGAGCCUUCUCCUGCUUCUUCUUUGCAGGAAGGGAGUUUAGGAUUUAACACAUCAGACCUUUUAAGGCUAGUGCAGCUUGGUGAGGAGGAAGAUGAUGCCACCAGUGCAUUAGUGGCCCCAAAAUCUGAUCCUGAUGCACACAAAGUUUGUCAUGCUGCUGCUUAUCCAGAGGGUCUCAACGUAGCUCAGCUGACUCAGGAACACAACAUUCAGUUGGUUGACCAGUGCAAAACUGGUCCUUUUGGGGUUUGCAAUGUGGGUGGCAGUGAUAUGGUCCCCAAACAGUUGGGUCACCUACAAUAUGAAUUCCAUCCAGAUUUGGAGCAGUAUUUCCCCGGGAUUGACGGUGUAAAUCUUUGCCUUGAGGACAUUUUGCCAGCAAUUCACAUUAGUCCUCCACCUUCUGCAUUCUUGGGCCCCAAAUGUGCACUUUGGGAUUGCCCAAGACCUGCAAUGGUGUCAGAUUGGUGCCAGAAGUCUCAAGACUACUGCAGUGAUUACCAUGCUUCACUUGCUCCUAAUGAAGGCUUCCUUGGGCAUCCCCCAGUUGUUAGACCAAUGGGCAUUGGGUUAAAGGACAAUUUGUUUUUCCAAGCUCUCAGUGCAAAAGCACUUGGAAAGGAUGUUGGUAUUCCCGAGUGUGAGGGUGCAGCAACCUCAAAGUCUCCAUGGAAUGCUCCUGAACUUUUCGAUCUCAAAAUUGUUGAAGGUGAAACAAUAAGGGAGUGGCUUUUCUUUGACAAGCCCCGACGAGCGUUCGAGAGUGGUAACAGAAAGCAAAGGUCAUUACCUGAUUAUAAUGGACGUGGGUGGCACGAGUCAAGGAAGCAGGUGAUGAAUGAGUUUGGAGGGCUAAAAAGGUCAUAUUACAUGGACCCACAACCAAUGCAAAACUUGGAGUGGCAUCUAUAUGAAUACGAGAUCAACAACUAUGACACCUGUGCUUUAUACAGAUUGGAACUGAAGCUGGUGGAUGGAAAGAAAAGCCCCAAAGGGAAAGUGAACAAUCCAUCCGUUGCUGAUCUGCAGAAGCAAAUGGGGAGACUUAAUGCUGAAUUCCCUUCUGACACCAAACAACGUACUGUGGAGGGCAGUAAAGCAAAGGGUAGUUCUGGAUAUAGUCCUCCACCAAAGCAAUCUGCUCCUAAUUCUGAGGGGAUUUAUGCCACUGAUAAUAAUUUGGGUGGCUACUAUAUAACAUAGGCCUUUUCUCUUUCCUUAUUUAUUUUAGUUUGGAGUCACAUAUUUUGGUGCUCCCACUCUGGAAGUCUCACAUCGCUCUCCACUGGAGAAGUUGUGGUUUAAUGUCUGAGAAUUGCUAACUCCUAUUGCUAUAAAAAUGUACAGAGCCUUUAGAAAUGCUCCACCAGCCAAAACGCUCUAAUCAUCUUAUAGUGAUGAUUUUUGCUAAUUACUCCGUAAUAUUGAAUCUUGUUAAUGGAUUAUGGUUCUUGAACUUCGAGCAUAUUAGGAAUAUGGACAUGGUCUUAUGAUUAAUGAAAAUGAUAUUCAAAUAAGAUUGCUGCUUGGAUAUGG
Messenger RNA from Cuscuta europaea, 2064 nucleotides. The record is from the annotation of a GenBank genome assembly. Lineage: Eukaryota; Viridiplantae; Streptophyta; Magnoliopsida; Solanales; Convolvulaceae.